AUGGUCAAAUCAACUGCUCUCGCGCUGUCUCUCGCCACUACCGGCCUCGCUGCCCCAUACUCGAACGGCUCAUCAUGGUCUGGCUGGAAGAAUGUCAAACAACUAUUCGUCUUCGGUGAUUCCUAUACGCAGACCGGCUUCGACGUGAAAGGAACACAACCCAGCGCCUCAAACCCGUUCGGCAACCCGGCGUACCCCGGCUACACGUCCUCCAACGGACCCAACUGGGUUGGAUUCCUCUCUACAACCUACAAUGCCAGUGACCUUCUUACCUACAACAUGGCCUAUGGAGGCGCCACUGUUGACUCCGACCUCGUAACACCAUACGCGCCCACAGUCAUCAGCAUGAAGAACCAAGUCCGCACCGAAUUCCUUCCCACAUAUGGUGCACAUCCGGAUACCGCACCCUGGUCAUCCGCAUCGUCUCUCUUCGCCUUCUUCAUCGGCAUCAACGACGUAGGAAACAGCUGGUGGCUCAACAACGCCACGCUCUACGACACCAUCUUCUCUGUAUACGGCAGCCUCCUCGAAGACGUAUACGCAACCGGCGCCCGCAACUUCUUGUUCCUGAGCGUGCCGCCUGUCAAUCUUGCGCCAAUGACGCUGAACCAAGAUGACGGUGGUUACGCAAAGGAGAACGAGGGUAAAGUUAUCCUGGAUUGGAAUAAGAGGCUCAGUGAGAUGGUGAACGCGUUCCAGGCGAACCAUACUGGAACCACUGCCUUUAUACAUGAUACCUGGGGUCUGUUCAAUGCCGUCAUUGAGAACCCCGCUAGUUAUGAGCAAACCGCCGGAUUGAAGAAUGUCACUGACUACUGCGCGGCCUACAUGAAUGGAACACCGGAUUGGUACACCAAGAACGACACUUGCGAGUACCCAGUCAAUGAGUACUUGUGGCUCAAUGAGCUACAUCCUACUUUCCCUAUUCACAACGCCACUGCAGCUUCAAUCGCAGAGUUAUUGAGCAAAGAGUAA
Messenger RNA from Alternaria burnsii, 975 nucleotides. RefSeq names its product carbohydrate esterase family 16 protein. Bases 1 to 975 code for a protein of 324 amino acids. Lineage: Eukaryota; Fungi; Ascomycota; Dothideomycetes; Pleosporales; Pleosporaceae. The transcript has 2 exons. Gene Ontology annotation, molecular function: hydrolase activity, acting on ester bonds. The record is from RefSeq and is a predicted model, not a curated record.